Wallemia mellicola CBS 633.66 is the source of this 918-nucleotide messenger RNA. RefSeq lists its product as hypothetical. The coding region runs from base 1 to 918 and encodes 305 amino acids. Gene Ontology annotation, molecular function: mRNA binding. Lineage: Eukaryota; Fungi; Basidiomycota; Wallemiomycetes; Wallemiales; Wallemiaceae. Gene Ontology annotation, cellular component: nucleus; ribonucleoprotein complex; cytoplasm. The transcript has 10 exons. The record is from RefSeq and is a predicted model, not a curated record.
AUGUCUGCACCAACGAAGCGUCUUUAUCUUGGGAGAUUAAACCCAGACUGUCAAAAAGAGGAUCUUGAAGAUUUAUUCAAGCCACGUCCACUUGUCGAUAUCCGUAUCAUCUCCCACAAGGGAUUUGGUUUCGUUGAAUUUGAAAGUUCAAGAGAUGCAGAAGAUGUACUCGAUAACUUCAGAGGACGUGAUUUCAUGGGUGAACAGUUGACAAUCGACUACGCCAAAGAACAAAAGCGUGACCGUGACGACCGUUACGGACCACCACCAAGGGAUUAUCGCGACCGCGGCGACCGUUAUGACAGGUACGACCGCUACGAUCGCUAUGAUCGCUAUGAUAGAUACGAUAGAUACUACGACAGAUAUGACCGUGGUGGACGAGACUACGACAGAUAUGAUAGAUACGACCGCGGUGACAGGUACGGUGAUCGCUAUGAUCGUUACAGAGACGAUUAUGGUCCACCACCACGUGAAAAACGCGGUCCAAAACCAAACCAAGGCUACAAGGUCUUCGUUCAAGGUAUCGAUAGGGAUACAAGCUGGCAGGAUCUUAAAGACUUUGGUCGUGACGGUGGUCCAGUUAUUCGUGCAGAUGUUGACCGUGAUGUUCCAGGCCAAGGCAUUAUUGAGUACCCAUCCAAGUUUGACGCUGAUGAUGCAGUUGUUAGACUCGACAACAAGGAACUCAAGGGUAUCCCUGUCCAAGUCGUAGCCGAUACUGCUGAGCCUUCUGCAGGUGGCGGUGGUUACGGUGGACGUGGCAGAUCACGCUCACCUCCAAGAAGAUCAUCACGCUACGAUGACUACGAUUCAAGACCACCACCACCAAGACGUGAUGAUUUCGACCGUGGAUACGAUCGCUACGAGCGUGAGAGAUCACCACCACCACCAGCACCAGCCGACGAUGACAGAUACUAA